GUUAAACAUACUAUCAGUAAAUGGCAAACCAAAUCCUAGUCUGUUUUGUAAUAUGUUGUGUUCAAUUUUCGAAUGGAGAAGAAAUUGACAAUAAAAGACUAUUGCUGAAUGAUCCGGAUGUUUCAGCAGCCAGACUACUUCAAAUGGAGAAAUCCAUACAGAAACUUACAUCGACUGUUCAAGGCUUGACACGUCUGGUUACAACUUUAAAUGGUACCUUACAAACUGUGAACGCUGAGCUAGCUGCCGAAAAGAUGAGGACGGCACAAACAACCCAUGGUUCAACGUAUGUUCGAUGGGGAAGAAGUAGAUGUCCUUCAAAUGCAGAAAUAGUGUACUCAGGUUAUGCUGCUGGGAACGUAUACUACGAAGGUUCCUACUAUGGAGGACCGUCUAAUACACUGUGUCUCCCAACGGACCCUGAACUCAGUAAUCGCACUGCACCUGGAAGUUCAUAUAUAUACGGUACAGAAUACCAAGAAAACUCCUUUAGAACGAAAUCUCUCGACGAGGAUGUGCCAUGCGCUGUUUGUCGCAAUCCGAACAGUUCCUCCUCAUUGAUGAUCCCUGGACGUAAAACUUGUUACGCUGGAUGGCAAAAUGAGUAUAACGGAUAUUUAGCUUCAGGAUGUUCUACGUGCAAGGCAUCUUCAUUUGUCUGCGUUGACGUUCAACCGGAAUACAUUCCGAGUGGAGAGCGCAACGACAACGGCCAUCUCCUUUAUAUGGUUGGUACCAAAUGUGGUGCACUUCCUUGUCCACCUUAUCAUGACAAACUUGAAUUAUAUUGCGUUGUUUGUUCAAAAUAAUAAAGUUAUAUUUGUAUACUG
Messenger RNA from Mytilus trossulus (common blue mussel), 830 nucleotides. RefSeq names its product short-chain collagen C4-like. The transcript has 3 exons. NCBI's taxonomy places the organism in Eukaryota, Metazoa, Mollusca, Bivalvia, Mytilida, Mytilidae. The coding region runs from base 21 to 809 and encodes 262 amino acids. The record is from RefSeq and is a predicted model, not a curated record.